Molecule: messenger RNA, 450 nt
Organism: Botrytis sinoallii
Lineage: Eukaryota; Fungi; Ascomycota; Leotiomycetes; Helotiales; Sclerotiniaceae
Exons: 3
Coding region: 1-450 (149 amino acids)
Biological process (GO): microtubule-based movement
Molecular function (GO): microtubule binding; microtubule motor activity; ATP binding
Source: RefSeq, a predicted model, not a curated record
AUGAGACUUGCGAAGGGUACCCUCACUUGGUUGAUCUGCUGGUUCCGAAAGAUUGAAGGAGAUCGAAUGAAGGAAACUCAAAACAUUAACAAGAGUUUGAGUUGUCUGGGUGACGUUAUCGGGGCAUUGGGAUCAGGAAAAGAGGGUACCCACAUUCCCUACCGCAAUUCCAAAUUGACCUAUCUCCUACAAUAUUCCCUUGGAGGAAAUUCGAAGACUCUCAUGUUCGUCAUGGCUAGUCCCAUUGGAAGCCUGCAUAUGGGCGAAACAUUGACAAGUUUGAAGUUCGCAACAAAGGUCCACAACACACUAUUGGCACAGCGAAGAGUCAACAAAAGUCCGAGAUUAGUAAUGUUUAGCGUGAAGACAUUAGAUUGCAAAAAGAUACCAUUAAUGUUUGGCGUUGGUGUUUUUAUGGCGUUUCAUUGUCGAAUCCUUAAUAUAGGAUGA